Molecule: messenger RNA, 1008 nt
Organism: Aspergillus aculeatinus CBS 121060
Lineage: Eukaryota; Fungi; Ascomycota; Eurotiomycetes; Eurotiales; Aspergillaceae
Exons: 1
Coding region: 1-1008 (335 amino acids)
Source: RefSeq, a predicted model, not a curated record
AUGGGACGAACCGGCUCUUCUGUGUCCCUUGCCUCGACCGAAUACACCCGUACUUCUGACGGCAGUACCCCCGAUGUCUCUCAACCAUCCCUGCGGUCAGCAGGCCGGGUAGAGCUGGGAACGCCUUCCUCAACCGAUUCUCGUCCUCGUCCGCUUGCCAGCCGUGCCGUGAAUCGAGACAGAAUGCCCCCCCCUCCGCCGCCCAAGAGUCACCAUGGACGGCUCAUCAAUCCUAGUCCGGGCGCAACAUCUUCUCACUCCCAAUCUACUCCCGGUCAACCCUCCAGCCGAUUCUCCCUCCGUGGUACACCCUCAGAACCAUCGUACUCACCCCGUCUAGCCCAACCGGCGACGGACUACUUCUCUGGCGUGGAAACGAGCCGUUCCACCCAGUCAGCCCCAGUCGACGUGCUUCGUCGGAGCCAGUCGCAAUCCAAGCGGCCUCCGACCCCUCCAUUGAGCCGCCGACAUAGUCAGAUGCGGCGCUCAAAAACCACUUCCGCUAAAGUGAACCCGGUACGACUCUCCAUACCGCCAGAAGCAGACGCUACAGCUGCUGCUGCUUCUGUGGCCAUCCCGCCCCCGAGUCCGAGCUCGUGGUCCUUGCACCCCACCCGAACACGAGAUCCCCGCCUGGCCAGCACGCCAUCCGAGGAGUCGGUGCCGUCCUCGUCCUCCUCAAACCGCCUUUCACUACAGAUUGAUUCCCCCACCCCGUGGACCCCCAGGGAGCCUGGGCGGGCGGCCUCGCCCAGUCCCUCAACCAAGCGCGCCUCGCUCCAGAACCCCCCGCCUCCGCCACCGCGGCGCUCGCGCGGAUCCGGCAACCACAGUCCGGACAGUGUGCGCCGCAGCCUCCGGUCAAGUAAGCCACCGGUCGCCGCUGCGAAAGAUGACUAUAUUCCGCAUCCGUCGAACGCCAACGACAUUUUGGCGGAUCUCACCCGAUUACAGAAGGAGGUGGAUGACCUACGCGGUCACUACGAGAGUCGCAAGGCGAGUCAUUGA